AUGCUAGUGCAAGCUAAUAACCUAAUGGCUCAUGGCUUCCUUCUCUUCCUCUUACUCUCUUGCAUUAUAUCUACAAAUAUUCAUGCCUGCAAAGAAACUGACCACAGCUCCCUCCUAUUCUUUGCCUCCACUCUAUCUUCUCCUCCUUUAAAUUGGACAUCCAUUGAUUGCUGUCGUUGGAAGGGCAUCACUUGUGAUCAAGAUGGUUGGGUCACCCGUUUGCUCUUGCCUUCCAAAGGGCUCAAAAGAGAUAUCUCUCCCUUUUCACUUGCAAAUCUCACACAUCUCACCCACUUGAACCUUUCCCACAAUUCACUAUAUGGUUCACUUGAAACUCAGUUCUUCUUUUCUUUGAAUCAACUCGAGAUCCUUGAUUUGAGCUAUAACCGUCUUUUUGGAGAGCUACCACUUUCUCCAUCGUCCAGCAAUAUCCGGAUAGUCGAUUUGUCCAGCAAUCACUUCUUUGGUGCAAUUCCAUCUUCAUUCUUCCAACAAGCAAGCAACUUAACUAGUUUCAAUGCUAUUGGAUUUUUCUUCCAAUCAUUUAAUGGCGACCUUGCUCCUGGGUUAGGGAAGUGUUCUGAACUGCAGGUUUUUCGUGCCAAUCACAAUAACCUCUCGGGAUUACUUCCAGAAGAUAUCUAUAAUGCUACCAAACUGGAAGAAAUUGCAUUACCUCUCAAUUCACUACAUGGAGCCAUUAGUGGUAAAAUUGUCAACCUCACCAACCUUGCCAUCCUUGACCUUUCCUCUAAUCAUUUUGGCGGCAAGCUUCCUCUCAAUUUGGGGAAGCUCUCCAGGUUGAAGUUUGUGACCUUAGAUUUCAACAAUUUAGAAGGUGUGUUGCCCCCAUCUUUGAUGAAUUGCACAAACCUUGUCGAACUGCGUUUGGGAAACAACCACUUGGAAGGAGAUAUCUCUGUGCUUAAUUUCUCAAGAUUGAGUCAACUUACUAAACUUGACCUACGGAUCAAUAACUUCACUGGUACGGUUCCAGUAAGCCUUUACUCAUGUAGGUUCCUAAAAGCCAUUCGGUUGACUGGAAAUAAUCUAGAGGGACAAAUACAAGCUGAGAUACUUUCAUUGAAAUCCUUGUCCUUCCUCUCGCUUGGUUACAACCGAUUCACCAACCUCACAGGGGCAAUGAAGAUAUUGAUGAGUUGCAAAAGUCUUCACGCACUCUUGCUUAGCGGUUCCUUUGUGGGUGAGGGAAUGCCAUCUGAUGAUGACAUGGUUGAUUUUGAUGGAUUCCAAAAUCUUCGGCUCUUGGGUUUGGUUCGUUCUAACCUCACUGGUAAAAUACCUUUUUGGUUAUCAAAGCUCAAGAAAAUAGAGAUCUUGGCUCUGGGUUUUAAUCAAAUCACAGGGCCGAUUCCAAGUUGGUUGGGGACUCUUCCUAGACUAUUUUAUAUAAGCUUGUCACACAACCAAAUUUCAGCAACGAUAGACUUCUCUACGAAUAACAUUGUUGGUGAUAUACCCACGGAGAUCAGCCAAUUGCAUCUUCUCUACACGUUGAGUCUUGACUCCAACAACUUCUCCGGUGUCAUUCCAGACCAAAUAUCUAACCUAAAAAAUUUAGAGGUUUUGAACCUCUCCAUGAAUCACUUGUCUGGAAUAAUCCCAUCGUCAUUGGCGAGCCUUAAUUUCUUAAAAGAAUUUAAUGUCUCAUAUAAUAACCUUGAAGGAUCGAUACCAACAGGCACCCAGCUCCAAAGCUUCGAAGCUUCUGCGUUUGAGGGGAACCCAAAACUUUGUGGUGCGCCACUUCCAAAGUGUGAACCAAAUAAGGGCAUUGAUGCAGAUAACAAGAACAACAAAGACGUGCACAAUUGGCUUCAUCAACUUCCAUGGUUUUAUAUCUUUGCAGCAUUGGGGUUUAUAGUGGGAUUUUGGGGAGUUUGUGGUUGUUUAAUUAUUAACAAGACUUGGAGAUAUGCAUAUUUUCGAUUCAUAAACAACGUACAGGAUAGGCUCCUCUAUGUGAUGAUAACAGUCCCCCUCAACAGGAUGUACAGAAGACUUCGAGACUAG
This is a messenger RNA of Prunus armeniaca (apricot), 2034 nucleotides long. Lineage: Eukaryota; Viridiplantae; Streptophyta; Magnoliopsida; Rosales; Rosaceae. The record is from the annotation of a GenBank genome assembly.